CCGCGUUGGUCCCCGGGCCUGGCGCCCGCGUCCGGCCCGGCUCCGCGGCGGCCUGGUCCGAUGGCUCCUCAGCGGAGGGCAGCAACCAAGGCGCCCGAGGGCAACGGAGCGGCCGAGCGCCGGAACCGGAGCAGCACCAAGAAGGACCGAGCCCCACGAGAGGUGCAGAGGCUGUGGCAGAGGCCAUGGCUAAGGACCGCGGGCCUGGGGGCCGGCCUUGUGCUCACUGCACUCCUGCUCUGGAGCAGCUUGGGGGCCGACGACGGGGUCGCAGAGGUCCUGGCCCGCCGUGGCGAGGUCGUGGCAGGGAGAUUCAUCGAGGUGCCCUGCUCUGAGGACUACGACAGUCACCGCAGGUUCGAAGGUGUAUUAGCCGGCUCUGGCCCUGAUUCCCUGGAAGGGCAUGCACCGGUGGCCUUGGAAACUGCGUCUCACCUUGGCUGUCCCCUCACAGGCUGCACCCCCAGAAAGUGCGGCAGAGGUGUCACCGAUGUCGUCAUCACCAGGGAGGAAGCGGAGCGGAUUCGCAGCAUAGCUGAGAAGGGGCUCUCCCUGGGAGGAUCUGACGGAGGGGCAUCCAUUCUGGACUUGCACUCAGGGGCCCUGUCUGUCGGGAAGCACUUUGUGAACCUGUACAGAUACUUCGGGGAUAAAAUACAGAACAUCUUCUCAGAGGAGGACUUCCAGUUAUACCGGGAGGUGCGGCAGAAGGUCCAGCUCACCAUUGCUGAGGCUUUCGGCAUCAGCGCGUCCUCGCUGCAUCUGACCAAGCCCACCUUCUUCUCCCGCAUAAACAGCACGGAAGCGCGGACGGCACACGACGAGUACUGGCAUGCGCACGUGGACAAGGUGACCUACGGCUCCUUCGACUACACCUCGCUGCUGUACCUCUCCGACUACCUGGAGGACUUCGGUGGAGGGCGGUUCGUGUUCAUGGAGGAGGGCGCCAACAAGACGGUGGAGCCGAGAGCUGGUCGCGUCUCCUUCUUCACCUCAGGGUCCGAGAACCUGCACCGGGUGGAGAAGGUCCACUGGGGCACCCGUUACGCCAUCACCAUCGCCUUCAGCUGCAACCCUGACCAUGGCAUUGAGGACCCAGCGUUCCUGUAGCCGGCAGCCGAGCCAAGGUAACUUCAGGAGGGCCCGUGUGGAGGCAGCCGCGCCAGUUGUGCGCCCGCCCCCACGUCCACCCACUCCCGUUGCACAGAGUGCCUUAGGAAUUCUCUGAUUUUGAUUUGCUGAUGUGUUAAUCUUUUCAUCCGUGAGUAAAUGGAGGGAACCAGCUUUUCACUUCUCCAGCAUUGUGUGUGCUUGGGCUGUAGGCCUGGGAGCCUGAGCUGGAGGCCAGCCCUUCCUUCAGGAAAGGGACCCAGCAGGACGGGGCGCAAGUCCCCAUCUGUGAACGGACGGGACUCAUCCACCGAGGCCUCGUCCAGGUUCAGCAACCCCCUGGCCCAUCAAAGACUGGCUAAAGCAUCAGCCAUAAAUGGGGACAAACGUGGGGCCAGCAGCUUCCGCUUGGGGUCUCGGCAUCAGCAAACCGCGGCAGCUUUGGAGAAGGGUCCGUGAGUGGCGGCUCUGGAGGCAGCAACGGGGUCCUUUGGGGUGGGUGGGAGUUCUGCUGGAUUCAGGUGGACGUGAACAUCUGCCGUUCCCACAGACCUGCGUGCACCCCCAAUGCUGCCGGCCCACGAAUCACCAUGGGCACCACGGCCCCACCACGCCAGGCUUGGCCCUGUCAGCGGCCAGCAUCCCGAGGGCCAGGGUCCGAGUGUCCUCACCAAGGAGGCUCUUGGUGUCACUGUGCCGGCCCCCGUGGGCCUUCUGCUGGGUCAAGGAUAGGUCUCCUCCUCCCCUUUUGCCCUGGCGUUAAACUGAUGGUCAGGCUGGGCACGGUGGCUCACACCUGUAAUCUCAGCACUGCAGGAGGCCGAAGCAGGAGGAUCACUUGAGGUCAGGAGUUCAAGACCAGCCUGGCCAACAUGGUGAAACCCUGUCUCUACUAAAAAUACAAAAACAAAUUAGCCAGGCGUGGUGGCGCAAGCCUAUAAUCCCAGCUACUGGGGAGGCUGAGGCAGGAGACUCACUUGAACCCAGGGGGCAGAGGAGGUUGCAGUGAGCCGAGAUCGUGCCACUGCACUCCAGCCUGGGUAACAGAGUGAGACUCCAUCUUAAAAAUAUAAAAAUAAAGUAGUGGUCAGAGGAGCCCCGAAUAGACAGCUGUGGAGAGGCCUGGGUGGGGUGGCUGGCAGGGAGGACAGGCCAAGCCCAGUUUCUGCCCACAGUCACCUCGAGGUGACUGUCCAGGGGUUUGGGCACCUUCCCGGGAGGGGGACGGCUGCCCACCCUGAGUGGUGUCGAAGCUGGGCUCUCCUGGAUGCCCUGACCCAGCUGCCUGGGGACAGCCCUGGGCCCUUCCUCCCUCGGCCCCUCCUGCCUCGGUCCCUCCUCCCUCAGCCUGUCUGGCAUAGAUCCAUCUUCCCCAGCCCCUGGCACAGGUGCCUCUGACUGGAGGAGGCCCCACCUGUGGCCUGGGAGCUGCUCUGGGGGUUGAUAAAGAAAGGGGCAGCAUUCCUGGGCCCUGGGAAGGAGCGGGCAUGAGGCCAGCUGAGGCAUGGUGACCCCUGGGUAUGGGGGACUUGGGGGCUGUACCUCGGUUUGCCCAGGGCCCCUCCUGCACCACGGGCCGUCUCAGGGCUACUGGGGCCACGGGCCACAUGCGGAGGAUGGCGUGGGAUAGGCUCCCUGGGUCCACAGCUUCUGCCCGUGUAUGGGGAGCCCUCAUUGGUCAGGGCUGCAGGCUCUGGGCAGAUGGUGCAGGAACCCUGAGGCUCCUGCGCCCUCCCAUGGCCUCUGACGAGGCACGAUUCUGAAGGACUCCAUGGAUCUGGGAGGAUGAGGCCCACCUCCGGUUGGUGGACAAAGCCGUCCUCGCGGGGCCGGCUGCUUCAUGGACGCUCUCCGGGUCGGGCCGGUGGGCCCCAUCCUGGGUGGGAAGUCGCCCGAGCCUGGGCCGCCCUUGAGCUUCUCCCAGUCUUGACUUUCCGGAGGGUCCGUGGCUGUGGUCACAGUCGGGGCAGGUGGAAAAUGCUGCAUGGAAACUUGAUCCUGUCACCUUGGAGUAAAUGAUGAUGUCGCCGGCUUCUCGCCACAUCUAAAGGAUAAAUGCAUUUGAAGAAAGUGGGUGUUGGGUUUAUUAUGGGUUAAAGUGCUUUUGAAAUAAGUAAAUUAUUUGAUUUUCA
This is a messenger RNA of Pongo pygmaeus (Bornean orangutan), 3242 nucleotides long. It is a transcript of the gene OGFOD3, whose product is annotated as 2-oxoglutarate and iron dependent oxygenase domain containing 3. Bases 61 to 1110 code for a protein of 349 amino acids. Lineage: Eukaryota; Metazoa; Chordata; Mammalia; Primates; Hominidae. Gene Ontology annotation, cellular component: membrane. Gene Ontology annotation, molecular function: L-ascorbic acid binding; iron ion binding; oxidoreductase activity, acting on paired donors, with incorporation or reduction of molecular oxygen. The transcript has 9 exons. The record is from RefSeq and is a predicted model, not a curated record.